Hibiscus syriacus is the source of this 1550-nucleotide messenger RNA. Its product is annotated as lipid droplet phospholipase 1-like. The record is from RefSeq and is a predicted model, not a curated record. The coding region runs from base 114 to 1199 and encodes 361 amino acids. The transcript is spliced from 10 exons. Lineage: Eukaryota; Viridiplantae; Streptophyta; Magnoliopsida; Malvales; Malvaceae.
AAUUUCAGAUUUCAAUUCAAAUUAUUGUUAUUUUUUACUUUCACUUGUUAUUAAGGUGACUUUGGGCCGCACUUACACCUUAUAUAUAAUUCAAAGAUUCUUAGUGAUUAAGGAUGCAAAUCAAUGUCUCAAAGGACGGAAUUUGCUCGUCGGAGUCCGUUAAUGGGAGUCGCGAUGUUUGGAGUUGUAAAGAUUCUCUUGCUUCCUCAGCUGAUCAUCUUGUUAUCAUGGUCCAUGGAAUCCUCGGCAGUUCUUCAAAUUGGAAGUAUGGAGCAGAACAAUUUGUUAAAUGGUUACCCGAUAAAGUAUUUGUGCAUUGCAGUGAACGCAACAUUGCUACACUUACUUUAGAUGGUGUGGAUGUAAUGGGAGAACGUUUGGCAAAUGAGGUCCUUGAUGUAAUUCAAGAAAAGCCUAAUCUAUGCAAGAUCUCUUUUGUUGCACAUUCUGUGGGAGGAUUAGUGGCAAGAUAUGCGAUUGGGAAACUCUAUAGACCUCCUAAGGAAGAAGUUAAAGAGGAUAUAUGCAGUAAUGGAUGCAAGGAAGAACAAAGGGGUACAAUUGGUGGCUUAGAGGCUAUUAACUUUGUAACUGUUGCAUCUCCUCAUCUUGGUUCAAGGGGCAAUAAGCAGGUACCAUUUCUUUUUGGGGUGACUGCUUUUGAGAAAGCUGCAAGCUCUGUUAUUCAUUGGAUAUUUAGGAGAACAGGUCGACACCUUUUUCUUACUGAUGAUGAUGAAGGAAAGCCUCCACUGCUUAAGCGGAUGUUGGAAGAUUAUGAAGAGUGUUAUUUCAUGACUGCAUUGUGUUUAUUCAAACGCCGGGUGUUGUAUUCCAAUGUGGGCUAUGACCAUAUUGUGGGCUGGAGAACCUCAUCAAUAAGACGGGAUAGUGAACUGCCAAAGUGGGGGGAGUCUCUGAAUGAAAAGUAUCCACAUAUAGUGUAUGAAGAACACUGCAAGGCUUGUGAUGUCGAAUGGUGUGAAACUACUUCAACAGAGAAUGAUGACUCAUCUGACAAGCUAGAAGAGGAACUGUUGAGAGGCCUGUCCCGAGUUUCAUGGGAAAAAAUAGAUGUUAGUUUUCACACCAGUAGACUGAGAUUCGCUGCUCACAGUGUCAUUCAGGUGAAAGAUGAAUAUAUGCAUAUAGAUGGUGCGGAUGUCAUCCAACAUAUGAUCGAUCAUUUUCAUACUUAAAAAGCAUUGGUCUUCAGAAAUAUGGAGCCAUAUGCAGAGAUACAAUCUUAUUUUAGGUAAAAAGCACAGAUCAAUUUUGCGAUUUUCAGCGAUUGAGAUCCGAAUCAGGUCCCCUAGUUGUUGAUUGUAAGUCGGUUCUUGAAAUCCCCCAUCGAUUGCUUUGUUCUGGGAAAAGAAUGGGUAUGACAAUUGUGAUUAGUUUUAGCAGUCACGAAGAAAAUUUUGUUCAUUCAUCCAUCAUUUUUACGUUGUAUACACGUGCGCGUUCAACAAUAUAUAAGUAUCUAAACACAUCUUCUGUUGUAUGUUCUAAAGUGAUAAUUAUUCAGUAAUGGAUCAUUUCGAUUUUGC